Molecule: messenger RNA, 25436 nt
Organism: Podarcis lilfordi (Lilford's wall lizard)
Lineage: Eukaryota; Metazoa; Chordata; Lepidosauria; Squamata; Lacertidae
Source: the annotation of a GenBank genome assembly
AUGAUGGGGUGCCUGGAUUAUUUCUGGGAGUUCUGGAACUACGAGACUCCCAAGGUGAUUGUGGUGAAGAACAGGAACCUUGGGGUCAUCUAUAGACUUGUUCAGCUCCUCAUCCUGGUCUAUUUCAUCUGGUAAGUCUGGGCUGUCUAUGGGAAGUGGUGCAAUCCGGUGAUUUUUUUUGAGACUCAGAACUGAGCAUUUGGAUAGAGCUCAGUUGGUGCCGACAGUGCUCCCCCCCAAAAAAAAUGUUUAGGGGUACUCCUCUCAUUUUGACUCCAGAAAAUCACAAUUUUAUAGUUCAAAUCGGGGAAAAUAAAUACAAUAAAUGGAAAAAAGUGCAAAGAUUCACAAAAUGUUUUGGGUAUGCAUACCUAUGCGCCCCCCCCCGAAAAAAAAAAGCACUGAGUGCCAUAACACCAAGGUUGCAGGUUUGAUCCCAGCUGCAUAUUCUUGCAUUGCCGACGAUUUGGCUUGAAGAUUCUCAGGGUCCUUUUCAACUCUACAGUUCUAGGAUCAGAACUGAAUGGGGUGGCCAGUGAUGGGAAAAUAUAUUUUCUGUUAACUUUCUUAUAAAUGUGGGAAGUGAGCCCUGCUGCAUUUUGCGUGAGGAGGGGCAGUGACUUUUGCUUGUCUUGCUUAGUGGGCUCCUAUAUGUGCUUUUUAACUUGUUCAUCGAUUAAUCUAGAAUUAGGGGUGAGCAGUGAGGUGGGGGCGUUUGCUGAUGAUACUAAAUCGUUCAAGGUUGUUAGAAGAAAGAGAGAUUGCUGAGAGCACCAAAAGGACCUCUCUCCAAACUGAGCGAACGGGCAGUAAAAUGGCAAAUACAAUUCAGUGUCAUCAAAUUAAAGUCAGGGCAAAAAAACAAUAAUCUUAAUUUCAUAUAGAUACUCAUGGGAUCUGAACUGGCAGCGACAGACUGGGGAGGAGAGUUUGGGAUUGUACCAGAUAUCUUGGGGAAUAUGUCAACCUAGUGUGUGGUUUUGCUGUGAAAUGGGCAAAGUCCAUGCUACAGAUAAUUCGGAAAGGAAUCGAAAAUAAAACUGUCAGUAUCAUAAUCAGUGCUAUUUUUCUAGAAAUAGAGGGGCCGGAACUCACCAUGAAUGCCUCCCUUGUUCUCUUAUACAGUGGUACCUUGGGUUACAGACGCUUCAGGUUACAAACGCUUCAGGUUACAGACUCCGCAAACCCAGAAAUAGUACCUCGGGUUAAGAACUUUGCUUCAGGAUGAGAACAGAAAUCGUGCUCUGGCGGCGUAGCGGCAGUGGGAGGCCCCAUUAGCUAAAGUGGUGCUUCAGGUUAAGAACAGUUUCAGGUUAAGAAUGGUCCUCCAGAACGAAUUAAGUUCUUAACCCGAGGUACCACUGUAAUGGCAACGGCGCCCUCCUGAGUGGUGCUAGAAUGGGAUAAAAAAGCCCCGUUGAUACAAAUUGAUGGUGUGUGACCACAUUUAGAGUACAGUUCUGGUCACCACACCUCGGAAGGGCUAUUGUAGAAUUGGAAAAGGAGAAUCAAAGAGAUCAAGGUAAUGAUGGACUGACUACAGACAAGGAGAGGUUGUAGUGUUUGGGACUUUUUAGUUUAGAGAGCAGGCGAGUAAGUGGCCACAUGGUAGAAAUUUUUAAAAAUUAUGCAUGGCAUAAUCUUCUUCUUCUUCUUCUUCUUCUUCUUCAUCAUCAUCAUCUUAUUAUUAUUAUUAUUAUUAUUAUUAUUAUUAAUACCCCACCCAUCUGGCUGGGUUUCCCCAGCCACUCUGGGCAGCUCCCAACAGAAUAUUAAAAACACGAUAAAACAUAAAACUUUAAAAACUUCCCUAAACAGGGUUGUCUUCAGAUGUCUUCUAAAAGUUAGAUAGUUGUUUAUUUCCUUGACAUCUGAUGGAGAGGAUGGAUAGAGAGAAUCUUUCCUCCCUCUCUCAGAACACUAGAACUAGUGGACAUCCCCUUUGUUGGAAGAUUCUGGAGAGAUAAAAUGAAGUGCUUCACACAAUGCAUAGUUCAACUUUGGAACUCACUGCCACAGGAGGCAGCGAUGGCCACUGACUGGAGGAUUGGACAAAUUCAGGGAGGAGAGGGCUAUCGAUGGCUGUUAGCAAUGAUGGCUAUGCUCUGUCUCCACAGCUGGAGGCAGCAGUGCUUCUGAAUCCCAGUUGCUGGGAACCAUAGGUGGGGAAAAUGUUGCUCUUAUGCUCAGGUCCUCCGUGUGGGGUUUCCCCCAGGCAUCUCGGCGGCCACUGUGAGAGCAGGAGGCUGGAGUAGGUGGGCCAGUGACCUGACCCACCAGGCUGUCCUUAUGUUGUUAAUACAAGGUUUUAGUCUUUCAGGUGUUCUAGGAAAAAACUGCUCCUUUUCCCUUAUGGGGUAUCCAGGAGCCCGUUAUAGAGUCCUUAAGUGGGUUCCCUCUCGGUAGGAGAAAGUAACAGAGGCCAACCAGAGAAUACUGAGAAGCAAAGCGGCUAGUAAGCCUGAUCUUUAUUAAACUGUUGCAACAGGGUCCCCACUCACCACACGCAGGAGGGAGAGAGAACCUCGAACAAUGGUGCGCAAGCCCUUAUACAGUGGUACCUCUGGUUACAUACGCUUCAGAUCACAGACUCUGCUAACCCAGAAAUAUUACCUCGGGUUAAGAACUUUGCUUCAGGAUGAGAACAGAAAUCGGGCAGCAGUAGCGCGGCAGCAGCAGGAGGCCCCAUUAGCUAAAGUGGUGCUUCAGGUUAAGAACAGUUUCAGGUUAAGAACGGACCUCCAGAACAAAUUAAGUACGUAACCAGAGGUACCACUGUAUAGACUUUUGAAAUUGCCCAAGACCACCCCAAAAAACAUCAUACAUACAUCAUAGAAGGAGGCGGUCUACAGCAGAAAUCCUGUCUGCCAGGAUACCUGACAAUGGUCACUGAUUCCUUUACCUGGGCAGCCUGACCAUUCCUGUGUGAUGGUAACUACUUUAGUUCCUGAAUCCAGUCCACAGGCUCACUGUAUGCAUAUACAAAUAUGCCCCUAAGACAGGUAAGCAAAAGACAGUGGAGAGGCUUUCCCAUUUCCUUCCCCCUUCAGAGAAAUAUUGGCGAAUCAAACUGGCUUCAGGAUUGUUCUCCUGUACUAUUUCAGACAUGUGGUUUAUAUACUUAUGUAUAUGUUUGCCUUGUACGUUUAUGAGCAUUUAUUUUAUAUUUGGGACCUUAGAAUUCUUAUAACAAAGGUGCUACAAGACUCUGCUGGUUUCUCAACAGGUACGUGUUUAUCAUCCAGAAGGGCUACCAGGAGAGCGAGUCGGGCCCAGAAAGCUCCGUCAUCACUAAAGUGAAGGGUGUCAGUCGCUCUCAGCACAAGGUCUGGGAUGUGGAGGAAUAUGUGAAGCCUCCAGAGGUGAGCACGCGAGAGCGCCCUCUGCAGACAGGGCGAGGAACACACACCUGAACUCAGCGGCGGAAGAAACACAGGGAUGUUGCUUCCGGAUUACGGGAGGCAAAAGGAGACAAAUGGGUGUCCUCCUGUCAGGGGUGCCAACUCGAAUAGAAUAUUUGGGGGGGCUGCAUAAUCAAUCACAUGACAUGACACACGCGUACCAUUUGCAUGGCAAUGCCCAGUAACUUGGGGUGGCCCAGCACCCUCACCUAUUAUAUUGGGGGUGUGUGUGUGAGGGGACUCCAAGGAGUUGGCUCCUAGGCCUCCAGGUGGUUCUGGACUACAACUCCCAUGAUUCCUGAUGUGGCCACAGGCCCUGCUGGCUGGGACUGAUGCAUGCUGGGAAACCCGGCCUCUGCAGGGCACCACAAUCGUUCUCCCCGAUGAUAAGGUCUCCAACAAUGCCAUGUCAUAAAAACCUGUGUGGGACUGUGGCGAUCACACAGGGUCCCCGGACGUUUCACCGUCUAUUGAUCCCUGUGCCACCACUUUAUUUCUUGCUGCCACCACCCAGGCCCUACCUGGUACAAUACUGAGUCCAGCCAGGGUUAAAUUGGAACAUAAACUUCUGUUUAUUUAUUGCAGUUUAACAAGCGUGUGGUUUCAUAAAUGGUAUCGGUCCAUUACAAUUAUGGGGUGCCUAUCCAGACCUAUAACUUCCGCUACCUGCUCUUACUCACUAAACCACAUCUCAGAUAUUUACUUGUCUUCCUAGCCUCUAACUGUUCCUGACUCAGCUUAUUUCGCUACACUAACUCAGCCUACCCACAGACUCUAUCCCAAUUCACUCCCACUCCAACCAACCACCCAAUUCCCAACGAACUCUCCCUUCGCCCCUCCCAGAGCUGGUUUUAUAGUCCCUCUGACUCCACCCCCUGGGUUCUGAUUGGGUAACCUGUUUAACUAUUUCACCUCCAGCACUCUCCUAUGUUAACGUCACAGGGACAUCGUGUAGAGCCUUUGGGGCAAAAAUGGAACAAAUGAUCUGCCUCCAGAACCAUUCUUUUUUGGAGGGGAGGGGGACUCCAGAACCCUUUUUUGGGGGGGGGGAGACUCAAUUAUGUUUACUGGGUAACUCAAAUAGGGAGAGUGCUGUGUACUUAGGUCCUGCCUGCAGGCUUUUCACUGAGGCAGGGCCAGCCCAACCAUGAGGCAAGUUGAGGCGAUUGCCUCAGGUGGCAGAAUCCACAGGGGCAACAAAUCCUAACUGUAUCUUUAUUCCCCCUUUGUAGAUCAUCACUCACCUCUUCUUACCUGGUGGGAAAGGGACACCCAUUUUGUGGUUUGCCUCAGGUUCCAAAAUGUCUUGAGCUGGCCCAACACUGAAGUAUCUGUUUGGUCACUGUGAGAACUGCAUGAUGGGCUAGAGGGACCCCUUCCCCCUUUUAGCCUGAUCCAGCAGCCAGGUUCUCUUCUCAUGUUCUUCAAGUGCCCAGGAUUCUCACGAGGCUGAUUGGUUGGAUGCUUUGCCCACAAACACCUUUGGUGAAGCAUCAUGCAUACAUCACAGAUACAUCAUAGAUAUGUCACAAACAGGGAAGGGUCAUCUGGCAGAAACUGGUUCAUCAGGUUUGCCUCUAACCCUCCCUUGCUCUCCACCUUACACCCAUCCAGUGAUACAAUGGAAAUAUUUACAAGUUCCUGGUUUUCCAGGCCAGGUAAUCUCACUUCUUUGUCCAGACUGAGAGCUAAUCCAUUCCUGGACGGUUUGCUAUUUUCCAUGGGAUGACUACCUGUCUGGCACCCAUUUGCCAGGAUGCCAGUAAUUCUCUCUUGUGCUGGGGCUGCUACGUACAUGAUCCCAGGUUUCAGGGAUUAGGGCUGUCUUUACUCAUUUCCCAAGUUUCCCCUUGGCAGCCAUUCCUUUCCCUGAGUCAAAUGAAAUUGGAAUGGUGUGGUGUCGUGCGUUAUGUGGUGCUUUGAGGAGACAUUGUGUGUGUGAACAAAGAGGGCGGGUUGCACACUGUGUGCUGGAGCAGCAACCCCCCCCCCAUCAUUAUAAAAAUUCGUGUAACACCUCUAACUCUCCGUCUCGUCUGCAGGGAGGCAGUGUUUUCAGCAUCAUCACCCGCGUCCAAGUCACCCCCUCACAGACUCAGGACACCUGCCCUGAGGUAGGAAUUGGCCGUGCCAAAUAUUUCACAUCCCUGAUUGGCUAUCCGCUUCCCGAUUCCUUUAUCUCAAAAGUUUGCCCGUUCAUCAAAAGAGGCACUACGAAGCAUCCUGUCGAGGCAGAUGUUGUGCCCCAGGAACUGUGAAUCUUGCUGUGCUUCUAACUGUGCGAUUAUUCAGGGAGGCAGGAUAUAUUGUUUAUUAAUAUCCUUCCUAACUUGCGCUAGCAAGUUCCUUAACUUAGCAGAGUUUUACCCCCCCCCCCUUUUAAACUCACAGUGGAUAACUGGUUGCAGGCUUGUGUAAGCCUCUCACUGUUAGGUUCCUGGUAAGUUCCCUUAUAUCUCUCUUAAAAGAAUAAACACACCACAAUCUUGUGUAAAGUAUAUAAAAGUUGUUUACUCACAUCAGUUGGAUCCCUGAAGGCAGACUUAGUUACAAAGCAUAUACAUGUGGAUCUAUCCCAUAUUGGGAUAAUCCCAGUGUUGGCUGGAAGCCAACAGAGCAUCUCUAGCUAAAAAGCUGCUCCAACGAUGGAGGAAGUCAAAGAGAGAGUGUGUGCAGCGUGCCCUGCCCUUUUGUUACCUGGACAGGUAAGGUCAUGCCCACCUCUAGUCACAUGCAAAGGAAGGAUGUCUCAGCCAGGAGGAAACAGGGAGUUUUCGACUGGCUGGACCAAACAUUCCCCCGCAUGUCCACUCUAGGAAAACAAGGAAUGUUGUACUUGACUGCUACUUAUGUAUCAUAUCCCACACUAACUACUCUCUCUUGUCCGCCUUUUGCAGAAUAUGAGGGCUCUGUGCCGCUCUGACAGGGACUGCCAUGCAGGAGAGAUGGAUAUGCUGGGGAAUGGUGAGCAAUGGGGUUGUCUCGUGACAGGAACCGGCGUGACUCAGGCUCUAAGCAAGCGAGUUGUGAAAUCCCUAGCUUGGCUCUCUCCUGGGUUUUUAGCCAUUUAUUUCUUUUCUUGCAUCUGUACUCUGCUUUUCACCUGUUGUGGAACCUUGGGUUGUUCCCAGGUGUGCAUGCAAUUCCCAGGUGGCCACCCAUCCAGGCACUGAGCAGGUUUAGACAUUCAGCAAGGUGGUGCCUCUCCAGACCAUGUCUUGGGACCCACAACUACAAACUUCCCAAUCUUAUACCUUCCAGAUGUUCUUGAACUACAACUCCUACCUUCCAGAUGUUCUUGAACUACAACUCCUACUAACCCCAGCCAGCAACAUCAUUUGAGACUACAACUCCAAUCAGUCCCAGCCAGCAACAUCAUUUGUGACUAGAACUCCUAUUAGCCCCAGUCAGCACAGCCAUUUGGGACUACAACUCCCAUCAGCCCCAGCCAGCAACAUCAUUUGUGACUAGAACUCCUAUUAGCCCCAGUCAGCAAAGCCAUUUUGGACUACAACUCCCAUCAGCCCCAGCCAGCACCAUCGUUUGUGACUACAACUCCUAUUAGCCCCAGUCAGCACAGCCAUUUGGGAUUACAACUCCCAUCAGCCCCAGCCAGCAACAUUAUUUGUUACGACAGCUCCUAUUAGCCCCAGUCAGUACAGCCAUUUUGGACUACAACUCCCAUCAGCUCCGGCCUCCGCAGCUGCAUGACACUAUGGCUGAUGGGAGCACAGCUACCCUGGCUGGGGUUGCUGGGAGUUGUAGUUCAAAACAUCCAGCAGUUACUAGGUUGGGGAAGGCUUUCUAGUGCAGAAACCAUUCUCCCAGAUGCCAUUCCUCCUGGCAAUAUUGAGGUGACAACACCCCAUCAGGCUCAAAAAAUGUGGUUGUGGGGUGGCCAGCUUUCACCUGUGCCCCUGUUCUUUCAUUCCUUAUAGGAGAGAAGACAGGGCGCUGUAUCUCCUAUAACUACAGCAUGAAAACCUGUGAGAUUAGAGCUUGGUGCCCCGUGGAGGACGCAGCAUCUGUCAGGUAAGGAGGGACAUGGAGAUAAACAGAGAUAAUAACAAUAACAAUAACAAUAACAAUUUAUUAUUUAUACUCUGCCCAUCUGGCUGGGUUUCCCCAGCCACUCUGGGCAGCUCCUAACAGAAUUAAAAGUGCAAUAAAACAUCAAACAUGAAAGACUUCCCUAAACAGGGCUGCCUUCAGCAGGGGCGGAGGAAGGGAUGUGUGGUAGGUGCAGGCCGCCCCGGGUGUCACCACUGAGGGGGGUGACAAAAUGCCAGGUGGCUCUCACCUCAGGGCCUGCAGCGCACCUGAGCCACGCAUCCCUCCUGGGAGAGACACGGUGGCUUAGGCUCAUGCAGGCUUUGCGCUGCCCAAAUGGUCUGCCUGCUGCCUCCCCCCUAGCUGUAGGGCAGCUGAGUGGGAGGAGGCAGGCAGACUCCAGAGGUCCUGCGGUGUGCCCCACCCCUACGGGCAGCUCACCCCACCCUGGGCGUGCGGCCCCAGGCACCCAAGCGGCUUCCUCCACUGCUGGCCUUCAGAUGUUUUCUGAAAGUCAAAUAGUUGUUUAUUUCCUUGACAUCUGAUGGGAGGGCGGGCGCCACUACCAAGAAGGUCCUCUGCCUGGUUCCCUGUAACUUCACUUCUUGCAGUGAGGGAACCCCAGAAGGCCCUCAGAGCUGGACCUCAGUGGCUGAACAAUGGGGGUGGAGACGCUUCUUCAGGUACACUGGGCCGAGGCCGUUGAGGGCUUUAAAGGUCAGCACCAACACUUUGAAUUGUGCUUGGAAACGUAGUGGGAGUCAAUGUAGGUCUUUCAGGAACAGUGUUACAGUGGUACUUCAGGUUACAGACACUUCAGGUUACAGACGCUUCAGGUUACAGACUCUGCUAACCCAGAAAUAGUACCUCUAUUUUUGGUUAAGAACUUUGCUUCAGGAUGAGAACAGAAAUCGUGCGGUGGCGGCGCAGCGGCAGCAGGAGGCCCCAUUAGCUAAAAUGGUACCUCAGGUUAAGAACAGUUUCAGGUUAAGAACGCACCUCCAGAACGAAUUAAGUUCUUAACCCGAGGUACCACUGUAUAUGUGUAUGCUUGUGUGUGUGUGUUUGUGUGUGAGAGAUCUUUUCUACCCUGACUUUAACAGCAGACAUCCUUGUUUCCUAGUGAGAACUUGUCAAAGAUGGCCCCAGAGUUCACCAUCCUCAUAAAGAACAACAUCCAUUUCCCUCGCUUCCGGUUUACCAAGUAAGAGCACCAGCGCAUCCAGGUAGGGUUGGUCACCUGACCCAAGUCCUAGGCCCUUGAAGGGAAGUUCCCAAACUGGGUCCUGAAAUCUUGACCUGCCCAGUGACUGCGAUGCAUGCAGGAUGAUGUCUGAGGGCGGAUUCACCCUUGUGUGUCAACUUGGCUUUUUCUGAUGCACUUUUGCUGUGCCAGAAAAAGUCCAGCAGGAAAUAGGCGGAGAGUUUUUGCUCCUGAUCCUUGUUCCGUCUUCUCUCCAGAGGGAACGUCAAGGACAACGACGACAGCUACCUGAAGAGCUGCACCUUCAACGAAACCACAGGCCUCUACUGCCCCAUCUUCAAGCUGGGCUUCAUUGUGGAGCAAGCGGGAGAGAACUUCACCCAGCUGGCUGAAAAGGUAAAGGUCGUGUAGGAAUGUAGGAAGCUGCUUUGUAGAAAGUCAGGUCCAUCUGGUUCAGAACUGGCCGGCAGCCGUGUCUCUCCAGGGUUUCAGGCAGGCAGUAUCUCCCAAGCCUACCUAGAGGUGCUGCUGGGAAUGGAACGUUGGACCUUCUGCAUGCAAAGAACAUGUUGUAUGUACCCUGAAAGAGAAGUUAGGUUUCUAGUCCUUAUGAUCGUAAGAAAAAUACAGUGGUACCUUGGUUCAGAACCUCAGAUUUGUAUUGAUUUGUAUUGCUUUUGAUCGAUUUAGGUGGGCAGCUGCUCACCUGCCUCCCCCUUGGCUACAUCCAUAGUGGGGCUUACAUGGGCCCCCCAAUAUUUUACAGUGGUACCUUGGUUCUCAAACGCCAUGGUACUCAAACAACUUGGAACCCAAACACUGCAAACCCGGAAGUAAGUGCUCCGGUUUGCAAACUUUUUUCGGAAGCUGAAUGUGCUCCGUUUUGAGUGUUACGCUUCCAUUUUGAGUGUUACACUGAGGUCUGUCUGUUUUUGCUACUUAUUUUGCUUUUUUGUUUUUGUGUCUCUUUUUUUGUUUUGUUUUUGUGACUGUGUGGAACCCAGUUCAGCUACUGACUGACUGAUGUGUGUGACUGCAGUACAUUGUUUAUUGCUUUCACUUUAUGGAUCAAUGGUCUCGUUAGAUAGUAAAAUUCAUGUUCAAUUGCUGUUUUAGGGGUUGUUUUUAAAAGUCUGGAACGGAUGAAUCCAUUUUGCAUUACUUUCUAUGGGAAAGCGCGCCUUGGUUUUGGAAUGCUUUGGUUUUGGAAUGGGCUUCUGGAACGGAUUAAGUUUGAGAGCCAAGGUACCACUGUAGUGCUGAACUAAACAUGUAGAUUAGUAUUCAAAUAGAUCCAAUGAAUUAGUAUUCAAAUCCUUCCAAUGAUUCUCCAGGGUUCCAGGAGUCUUUCCUACCAGGAGAUGCUGGCAGGGAUUGAACCUGGGACCUUCUGCAUGCCAAGCAGGUGCUCUGCCACUGAGCUACCCUUCCGCUAUUGCAUCAGGGGUGCCUUCUUUCCAGCCAGGCCUUCCUGGUGGAAUGUUCUUUCAUGAGCAAGCGGUUAGUGAAGGCCACUCGCCAGUGUGGUGUAGUGGUUAAGAGCGGUGGACUCGUAAUCUGGUGAACCGGGUUCGCUUCCCCGCUCCUCCACAUGCAGCUGCUGGGUGACCUGAAGUCCUUCAGCCCCACUCACCUCACAGAGUGUUUGUUGUGGGGGAGGAAGUGAAAGGAGAAUGUUAGCCGCUUUGAGACUCCUUCGGGCAGUGAUAAAGCGGGAUAUCAAAUCCAAACUCCUCCUCCUCUUCUUCUUCUUCUUCUUCUUCUUCUUCUUCUGAUCUCUUUAAAAGGGCAGAUGAUUUUGCAGAGGAGAGAUGCAGUGCUGGGGCCAGUGCUGUACAUAAUAACAAGGACGGCUUCGGGUUUGAGGAGACUCUUGGCAACAUGCUGCUCACCUGUCAUUCACCCGACGCCUCGCGCCUCCGAGCUUGGAGGCUUGCAUUCUGCACUGAACUUGAACAGUGCCAAAUGCAAUCGAAGGAGUGACUGGGAACAAACUCAGUACCGAAAGCAAGUCGUUUGCUUUUGUCAGGGGCAGGAUCAGAUCAGGAGUGCCUGAGUGGAAGCGUUCUUAACAGGACUUGCGUCGGGCAGCAAAUUUAAACAUUGCUAAAUGCAAGCCCCAUUGCAAGUGUUGAAAACCAACAGCAAACAUCGUCCCUGAAUGUUGGUCAUGCUGGAUGAGGCUGAUGGAACUCCAAUGACCUCUGGAGGGCAGCAGGUUUGAAAGGAUGGCUUAGACAGGGGUCAGCAAACUUUUUUUAGCAGGGGGCCGGUCCACUGACCCUCAGACCUUGCGGGGGGCCAGACUAUAUUUUGGAAAAGAAAAAAAAUGAAUGAAUUCCUAUGCCCCACAAAUAACCCAGAGAUGCAUUUUAAAUAAAAGCACACAUUCUACUCAUGUGAAAACACCAGGCAGGCCCCACAAAUAACCCAGAGAUGCAUUUUAAAUAAAAGGGCACAUUCUACUUAUGUAAAAGCACGCUGAUUCCCGACCAUCCAUGGGCCGGAUUUAGAAGGCUAUUGGGCCGGAUCCGCCCCCCAGGCCUUAGUUUGCCUACCCAUGGCUUAGAACCUCUGUCUGGGUACAGAGGAGAGAAAUUCAAUUCUAUUCAAUUCAAUUCAAAUUUAAGGAGCGCCUGCCUAAUUCACACUUCCCAAAACAACACUCAAACCGAAACAACCGUCCUUUGAAAUUUGCAUACCUGCAGAUUUCCCCUAAAUAACGGGUGCAAAAAAUCGCAAAUGUUAGCUUAAAUAAUGCACAGAAUGCAAACUGUAUAUAUAAUAGGAGGGGGGCAGGAAUCACAUUAAAACGCUGAUGGAUUUUCAUAAAUCACAAACUCGUUUGAAAACACGGAGAACUGAACUUAAGUUUGGAAAAAUUCUCACACUGAGAGAAGCAGAAACUGACGGAUUUGCCCGUCGUCAUAUCUUCUGGCAGCUUGGCAAGUUUGCCCCCUUUGGAAGCUCCAGCCUGAUGCUUCCUGCUCCACAACCCCCGCCAACUUGUGGGAUGCCCACAACCUCCCUCAGGUUGCCAAUUCCGGGUAGCUGGCCGCCCUCUAAUUGCCUUUCUCUUCAUAUCAAUCAGCCCCAAUCGACUCUCAUCGCUCUCCUGGGAUGGAGGGUAUAUUAUCGGUUGCUUCAGUGAAGCUCAUCUCUCAGCCAUCCCGGCUGCUCCUAAUCCCCGUGGGAUUAGCUCUUCGGCUAGAUGGACUCCACACUCUUACUUACCCCAGCAAGGAUUUCAUUGACCAGCGGAGUAAUGAAGUGGGGCAGAGAGUCAGUGUGGCCUAGUGGUUAGAGUGCUGGACUAUUGCCUGGGAGAGCAGGGUUCAAAUCCCCACUUGGCUGUGAAGCUCUCUAGGUGCGACCUUGGGCCAGUCGUAGGCACAUGAGAAGCUGCCUUAUAGCGAGCCAGACCUUUGGUCCAUCUAGCUCCAUAUUGUCUACACUGACUGGCAGCAGCUCGCCAGGAUUUCAGGCAGGGGAGUCUCUCCCAACCCUACUGGAGAUGCUGGGGACUGAACCUGGGACCUCCCUCAUGCAAGACAGGUGAGCUGUGGCCCUUUCCCAGUUGCUUGCUCUCAGCCUUGCAGGGUUGCUGUGGAGAUAAAAUGAGGAGGAAGAGAACCCCAUAUGCCACUUUGAGCUCCCUGGGGUGAAAAAGGUGGGAUAUAAAUGCAAUAAACAAAUGCUACCAGGGUGUGAGGGGCAGUAGAUUCCGUAUCAACAGGAUUGAAAAUGAAACUGCCGAUAUCCUAAGGCCACCAUACAAAUCUAUGGAGCAGCUGUGCUGGGAAUAUGGUGUGCCAUUCUAGUCACCUCUCCUCAACAAGGAUACUGUAGAGUUGGAGAAGUUUCUUUCUUUUUAUUUUUUGACAAUAUAAUAAAUAAAUAAAUAAAGUGCACCCCACCACCGAGACCAUUCCAUUGUUACCAUCUGACCUCCCAAAAUUUCAACACCUCUUGCAGUAAAAGGUAAAGGUAAAGGGACCCCUGACCAUUAGGUUCAGUCGGACCGACUCUAGGGUUGCUUUACUCAUCUCGCUUUACUGGCCGAGGGAGCUGGCGUACAGCUUCUGGGUCAUGUGGCCAGCAUGACUAAGCCACUUUUGGCAAACCAGAGCAGCGCACGGAAACGCCGUUUACCUUCCCGCCAGAGUGGUACCUAUUUAUCUACUUGCACAUUGAUGUGCUUUUGAACUGCUAGUUGGGCAGGAGCAGGGACCGAGCAACGGGAGCUCACUCCGUCGUGGGUAUUUGAACCGCCAACCUUCUGAUUGGCAAGCCCUAGGCUCUGUGGUUUAACCCACAGCGCCACCCAUUUGGCCCUUUUCCGUUUUAACAGUACAAAUUCUACAAACACCCUCUGUAUCUCCUCAAAAUCAUUUCUCCGGCAUAUUCCCCAUCUUACCUUAAUGGCACAUUUUAAUUUUUCAUUAAUAGCUAUAUCCCACACCUCUUUAUACCACCUUUCCAUUUUAGAGGAAGAAGGGCCUUCUUGGUGGUGGUGCCCACCCUGUGGAAUGCCCUCCCAUCAGAUGUCAAGGAAAUAAACAACUAUCUGACUUUUAGAAGACCUCUGAAGGCAACCCUCUUUAGGGAAGUUUUUUAAUGUGUGAUGUUUUAUUCUGUUUUUAAUCUGUUGGGAGCUGCCCAGAGUGGCUGGGGAAACCCUGCCAGAUGGUGGGAUAUUAACAACAACAACAACAACAACAGUAUAUUAUAUUCUGCUUGCCCCUUCUACUUCCUAGCUAUAAUAAUUAGUGCAGCUGUCAAUAAAUUUGUGAGCAAGUCCUUUGUAACCUGUGAACCUUCCACCCCAUCUUAAAUUGAUGAUAAUGCUACCUCUAGACUUUCGGUCAGCUUUAACCCAGUGAUUUCUGUUAUUCCCUUAAACACCCUUUGCCAAAAAAUUGUACAUAUUUACACUCCCACCACAUGUGAAAAUAAUUCCCUGUUUCCUGGCAUCCCCUCCAACAUAGCACCAAAUAUUCCUUGUUUAUUUGAUUUAAUCUGAGUUGGAGAAGUUUCAACCAAAACGAUCAAGAGCUUGGAGCAACUCCUGUGCAAGGAAAGUCUGCAGCCUUUGGGACUUUUUAGUUUAGAGAAAAGGUAAGAGGCGACAUGAUGGAAUCUGAUAAAAUUACGCACAACUUGGAGAGAGCGGACAGAGAAAAGUUUCUCUCUCUCAUAACACCAGAAUUCGUGGACACCUCAUGAAGCUGAAUGUUGGAAAAUCAGGACAGAUAAAAGAAAGAACUUCGCCGUGCUGCACUGUGUUAAACUGUGGAACUCACUGCCACAGGAGGCAGCAGUGGUCACCAACUUGGAUGGCUUUAAAAGAGGAUUGGACAAAUUCAUGGAGGAUAAAAGGCUCUCACCAGCUCCCAGCUACCCUGGCUGUGCACUACCUCCAUUGACAGAAGCAUCAUGCCUUUAAAUACCAGCUGCUGUGAACCGCAAAGUGGGAGGAUGCUGUUCAAUUUGGGUCCUGCUCCUGGGCUGCCCAAAUGUGCUUCUGUUUGGCCCAUGGGAGGAGAGCAGGAAGAUGGGAAAAGGCAGGUUGUUGGCCUGAGCCAAGAGUACUAUCAUCAAAUUGCAUUUUAUGAUCCCUUUCUGCAAACUCGCACCUCCACUUUCUUUUCUUUUUUUUUAAUUGCUUUAUUGAUUGGAAAGAAAGAAAAAACAGUCAACAAAGAAAAAAAACCAAAGGAUGAUACAAAUUACCAAAAAAUACAUUAAUUUCUUACAACACAACUUCUAUUAUGACUUCCAGUCACUCCAGCGAGAGUCCCAGGUUUCUGUUGAGUAGCCCAAUUUUCAUUAUCCCUUCAAACUUCUCCCAAAUUUUGGGUCUAGGUGUUUGGAAAGAGGUCCUCUCCCUUUGCUGACCCCGCUUUCCCUUGGCAGGGCGGCGUGAUUGGGGUGAUCAUUAACUGGAAUUGCAACCUGGACCUGCCGGAUACGAUGUGCAACCCCCGCUAUUCCUUCCGCAGGCUGGACCCCAAGUGGGCCCAGGCCUCCUCUGGAUACAAUUACAGGUAACAGCACAUCCUUGUUCUGGAAGGAAAGGCUCCAGCUGUUUUGCUAUCUUGGCAAAGGAGGAUCCCUUACUUGUGUUAUAAGAAAAAGCUGUUCCUUUUCCCUUCUGGGGUAUCCAAGAGCCCAUAUAGAGUCCUUAAGUGGGUUCCCUAUCGGUAGGAGAAAAUAACAGAGGCCAACUAUAUUGAGAAGCAAAGCGGCUAGUAAGCCAGAUCUUUAUUCAAGGAACAACGGGGUCCCCACUCACCACUCGCAGGAGGGGGGAGGAACCCAGAACAAUGGUGCGUAGGCCCUUAUAUAGACUUCUGAAAUCGCCCACCCUGUAGCCCAAGACCACCCCCCAAUACAUCAUACAUACAUCACAGAAGGAGGCUGUCUACAGCAGAAAUCCUGUCUGCCAGCAUACCUGACAAUGGUCACUGAUUGCUUUACCUGGGCAGCCUGACCAUUCUUGUGUGAUGGUUAAGACUUUAGUUCCUGAGUUCCAGGGCACAGGCUCACUCUAUUCAUACACAAAUACACCCUUAAGACAGGUAAGCAAAAGACAGUGGAGAGGCUUUCCCAUUUCCUUCCUCCUUGCAGAGAAAUAUUGGAGGUCAAUUUGGGAGAGUCAAACUGGCUUCAGGAUUGCUCUCCUGUACUAUUUCAGACACGUGCUUUAUAUAUUUAUGUAUGUGUUUGCCUUGUACAGUGGUACCUCAGGUUAAGAACUUAAUUCGUUCUGGAGGUCCGUUCUUAACCUGAAACUGUUCUUAACCUGAAGCACUACUUUAGCUAAUGGGGCCUCCUGCUGCCGCACAAUUUCUGUUCUCAUCCUGAAGCAAAGUUCUUAACCUGAGGUACUAUUUCUGGAUUAGUGGAGUCUGUAACCUGAAGUGUCUGUAACCUGAAGCGUCUGUAACCCGAGGUACCACUGUACAUUUGUGAGCAUUUAUUUUGUAUCUGGGACCUUAGAAUUCUUAUAAUACUUGUAUUGUUUGUGUUGGUGGGAUGUAUUGGUGCAUUUCAGUGGUGUGUGGUGAAACUUUUCGUAGGGCCAGAGGUGCCAGCAUGCAAUGGUGAUUGGGGAGGGCAGAAGCUUCCUGUGCUUUGGGAAGGACACGCCAGGCCUCUGACAGGAUUAUGGAGCCCUGCUGCCUCCUUUCCAAAGCUGGACAGGCUUUGGGAAGAUGGCAGGAGAGCUCUUGGACCCUGUCGGAGCAUCAUGCCUCUUCCCUAAGCCAGGCAGAAGCUUCCUGGGCUCCGGGAAGAAGGCACCAGGCUUUAAUACACUAAUUUACCUGGAACAUUUGGGGGACUAGUCUAAUCCCCCUGGUCCACUGACCAGAUGCCACUGGUGCAUUUGUGUGUGUGUGUGUUAAAUAAUAUUUAUUAAUUUUCAACCGUUUAAACACAACGAAGCAAAAAGACCCCCCAAAAAAAGAAAGAACAAAAAAAACCAAAAAAGAGAAAAACAUAUAACUGACAAAGCAAAACACAAACCAUUUCAAACACAAAACAAUUUCAAUGUCUUAUCUUUCAUUCCCUUAUUUCCACGACCUCCUCACACCUCCCUUUUUGUUUCCCACUUCUAUUAAUUAUUUCAGCAAUUCCUUUCCAUCUUCCUCUGUUUUCUAUCCUAUAAUUAUCUUAACAUAUUCUAGCCUUAUUUUCCCUUUAAUACACUAUUAAUCUAUUUAUACUUGAUUCCUUAUAGCAUUUCUACUAAAGCCAUAUAACUUCAUUCCAACAUGUUUCUAACAUUCAUUAUUUUUACAGUAUUUCUAUAAAUUUAAACUUUUUCCAGUCUUCUUCCACCAACUCUUCUCCCUGGUCUCGGAUUUCUGCCAGUCGUUUCCGCCAAUUCCAUAUAGUCCAUCAACUUCAUCUGCCAUUCUUCCCGAAUGGAUAAAUCUUGUGUCUUCCAGUACUUCACAAUGAGUAUUCUUGCUGCUAUUGUUGCAUACAUGAAACAAAUUCUAUCCUUCUUUAACACCAAUUGGCCGACCAUGCCCAGAAGAAAGGCCUCUGGUUUCUUCGAAAGGGUAUAUUUAAAUACCUUUUUCAUUUCGUUAUGAAUCAUCUCCCAGAGUGUCUUAAUCCUUGGGCAUGUCCACCAAAGGUGGACUCUAAUCCUCAAAUUCUUCUGUUUUUCUUUAAGUUCAGUCAUAGCAAGCGUCAACUUACGUUCAUCCAAUUGCCUCUGUAGGGCUGGGGCUCUCUUUCUCUUUCUCUCCAGUUGUGUUACUUUACCUUCAGCAGCCACAGCUUUUUCCCUGACUUCCUCCACAGUUUGCCAUAUCAAAAUGGGUUCUUGUAUCAAUUUCUGGGUGGUUUCUGUAUUGGUAUUAUUUAUACUUUCUGUAUUUAAGUUAAUUUUGGUAAUUGAAACCUCCACUUUCGCGUUUAUCAUGUCCAUUUUCCUGUGAAGCUGAUCCAAUGAGUCAUUUAUCUUAUAUAAUGCAGCCACUAAAGCCUCUUCUGUCCACAUUUCCUCUUGGUUUUAAAUAUACUAGUACAAAGACAACAACAGAAAGAACCGGAGGGCCUAAUGAUAGACCUCUCCUGGAUUGUUACCAAGUCCUCCCAGACCUUAAUGUUUUGUCAGCAGUUGACUGGUCUGUUUUUCCUCUUCCAUUUACCAUAACGCUUAAAAGAUUCAAGGUCAGUCCCAGAGUCUCACGGUUUUUAACUUGCAGCUGGAAAUUCCCCUAGUCCAGCUCUUGUAAAGCAACCGGUUUCAAAGGCUUCCACUAGGGGUAAACAGUUUCUACUUGUAAUAGUCAAUAGUAUCCUCUUUUAAACAAUCCAAAGUUAGUUUCAAAUUAGUUUCAAUUUUCAGUUACUUUUACUCCUUUUUAAAGCAGCCGGAGACAGUAGAAACAAUGUAUUUCUCUUAUUUAACUAGCUGUCAAUGAACGUUCUAAACGCUGUCAAUGAACAUUCCAAAAGACGUCAGUCCUACUAGCAACCCGUUCCCAGGGUCAGAGCGGCGGUGUUUUAAAUCUCUUCGCUCUCUCCCGCAGGCAUAUUCAAUCCACAACUUCCCCCUCUCUUCUCCUGCCUCCAAGAGAGGGUUUAAUGUUCUUUACCGUUGGAAAUUUGCUCUUUUACAAAAGACCUUCCAAGACUCCAGCUUGCAACUUCAUUGCCUCAGUCUAUUUACAAACGGGGAAGGCGGACUUCCUGUUUUGAACCUCCCCGUUACGGUACCAAAUUAAACAUUUAGAAAUCCAAUUAUUCUGCUUCAGCUCUACUCACGGGUAAUUACUUUAAAGUCAAAUUGUCCACAGGAAAAGGUCAGCGCUCUCCGGCAACAGCUAUGCGGCUUCGCUCCGUGGAAGAAGCAGACGAUUCGAUGCACCGUGCCGCUCACCCCACGUCGCUCCGGAGCCCCAAAAACCAGGGUUCCCCGCGAGUGGGGGAGGCGCAAAAGGUGCCCGCCGAAUCCCACAUUCACAGGCUUCUCCCGCCUGUGAUUUUAACGGGUCUCCGCCUUCGCUGUGGCAGCCAGACCCAGAUUCCCACGGAGCAGAUUCCUCCCGGUCAGAGGAAUUCUGCUUCCGGGGAGGCGCCUCCCCGGAAGCAUUUGUGUGUUUGUGGUGUGGUGUGCAUGGGACAAAUGCAUCUCCUGGCUCGCUUGUACAGGGCCAGAGCCAACUCAAGACAUUUAGCUGCCCGAAGGUGAUCAGAACAGCCUCUUGUUCCACACUGAUCCGUGUAGGGAUAACUCCGCAGGGCAACCCCUUAGCUGUGGAGCUGGAAUUUAGUACCCAGUUUGUUCCAGUCUCCAAUCAGAUGCCUCCAGGAUGCCCACAAGCGGCGCAUGAAAGCCAUAGUCCUCCCACAGUGCUGUUGCUUCCAUGUGGCCACCAUGCUAAACCAGGGGGCAGCAAACUGUUUCAGCAGGGGCCCGGUCCACUGUCCCUCAGACCAUGUGGGGGCCCAACUAUAUUUUGGGAAAAAAAUAUAUGAAUGAGAGCCAGUGUGGUGUAGUAGUUGAGAGCAGUGGACUUGUAAUCUGGUGAACUUGGUUCGUUUCCCUGCUCCUCCACAUGCAGCUGCUGGGUGACCUUGGGCCAGUCACACUUCUCUGAAGUCUCUCAGCCUCACUCACCUCACAGAGUGUUUGUUGUAGGGGAGGAAGGGAAAAGGAGAUUGUUAGCUGCUUUGAGACUCCUUAGGGUAGUGAUAAAGCAGGAUAUCAAAUCCAAACUCUUCCUCCUUUUCUUCUAUGCCCCACAAAUAACCCAGAGAUGCAUUUUGAAUAAAAGGACACAUUCUACUCAUGUAAAAACAUGCUGGUUCCUGGACCGUCUGCGGGCCAGAUUUAGAAGGCGAUUGGGCUGGAUCCGGCCCCUGGGCCUUAGUUUGCCUACCCAUUUGCUAAACAGAUGGACCUCCCUAUUCCUCCUUCAAAUUUGUCUGAUCCCCUUUCAAAGCUCCCCCCACCAAUAGCAGCCAUUCCCACAUCUCACGGCAACCAGAGCUAUGAUGUAAGCAAUAGAAGGAAGAGGGGGUCAUGUAACUUGAGCUGACCUGCGUGCAAGGGAGGGUUUUUCUUUUGCAAAGGGUGUUGCAGGUUCCACAUCAUCCAAGGCCUGGAGCCCCUCUUCCCAGCCCCGAUCUGCUGACAUUAAGACACAUAGCUCUGGGAAGUGGGGGACCUUUUUCAGCUUGAGGGUCACAUUCCCUUCUGGGUGGGUGGGGGGAACAUGCCAGGGCCAGGGCCAAAAGUGGGUGUAGUAGGCUUGUUUCUCCAGCUCCCUAUCAGUCCGCCAUCCACAGAAGCAAGAGGCAUGAUCAGAGUUCAAAGGCGCAUUCUAGUGAGGGGUGUGGCCGGGGGAGGGAAGAGUACACAUACAUUCUGUGACAUCACAGGCGUUCAGCCAAUGAGUGAGUGGAGCAGCACUCACCAUUAUAAUAGUGACCUUUUAAGCUCCAACAUUUUCUACCAGGCGGUGUAUGUUUAGGUGGGGGAAGUAAGUAUUUUCUCAACAGCCUUGCUUGCUGCCAAUGCAGCCAUGCAGGAGGGCCAGGUUUCUCUCUGCCAAGGUUCUGGGCAUUUUAUGGCAGCAGCCAGCCUUGCUCACACCCCUUGCUUUUGACCCCCAGGUUUGCCAAGUACUACAAGCACAGGGGCAAGAGCACCCGCACCUUGAUCAAGGCUUACGGCAUCCGCAUCGAUGUGAUUGUGCACGGGCAGGUAAGGGACAGAGAUGCUUGCUAUAGGAGGGACAUGUUAGAUUUCUGUUUAUGCCACUGUGCAGUUUUUGGAGUCACAAGACUCUGUUUACAUUCCAGACUGUUGGAAGUCUCACGGGAGACGGAAGUUGAUGUUACUGGUUUCCUGUUUCUUUGUAGCAGUUGGUUCACUGUCUCUCACAGAGAGAGGAUGUAUAUUCUUUUCUGUCUGCGUAGUUAGAAAUAAACGUAGCAAUGUAGCUUAUAUAUUUCUCGUCCUUCUGCUGCUGUAUGGAUACUCUGUGUAAUGGGAAAGUGCCUGGAGCCUCAUCAAAGGCUUACGUCGUUAAUCACCGUUGGAGGACAUGUCCGCGGAGGAGUAACUCGAUCGUACGCAAGUUCCGACAAGACAUGGGGCUGUGCUACCGGGAUGCAGGCGCCGAGUUGCAAAAGUAGUUUUCGAAGUAGGGCUUGGGGGGGGGGGGCUGGAGUAACUGUUUUCAGGCUAAGGGCGGCCUUCCCUUACGGGCAAGCUUCAGGAAUCACAUGCCAGUAGAGGUUGGGGUGAAAGGUGAGGUCGGCAGGUACAAGAGAGGUGCAACAGGUACAUCUCUCUCUUACAUCAGGGAUGGCUGUGGUCUAAACCACGGAGCCUCUUGGGCUUGCCGAUCAGAAGGUCCCGCGACGGGGUGAGCUCCCGUUGCUCUGUCCCAGCUUCUGCCAACCUGGCAGUUUGAAAGCAUGCCAAUGCAAGUAGAUAAAUAGGUACCACUGCGGUGGGAAGGUAAACGGUGUUUCCAUGUGCUCUGGUUUCUAUCACUGUGCCCUGUUGCACCAGAAGUGGUUUAUUCACGCUGGCCACAAGACCCGGAAAGCGAGAUGAGCGCCAGGACCCCAUAGUUGCCUUUGACUGGACUUAACCGUCCCAGGGGUACCUUUACCUUUACAGUAGACUACAUUCUGCGGGAGGUUUGUGGGCACUCCUCCAUGCACACCUGUCCCCCACCUGCCAUCCAGGUAAGCAAGCAGCAUGGCCCUGGUUCAAGGACAUGUUCCAGACAUGUCAAAAGCACUAUUAUCGUUAUCAUUUAUUUAUUUACUUUGACUAGCCAAAGCCACUACAAAAGAAAAAAUGCACAAAACAGAGUAGAAGCAGAAUAAAAUGCAUCGCACAGUCAAAAUAGUCAUCAAAACCAGACAUACUGUCACAUCAGUUAAAUUCUUCAAGGUCACUGCAAGCAGGGCUAAUAGCGAUUCUGUCCCUUUCUCCCCUUAGGCAGGGAAGUUCAGCCUUAUCCCCACAAUCAUUAAUCUGGCCACGGCGCUGACGUCAGUGGGAGUGGUGAGUAUCGCAGAGCGUGGCCUCCUCUCUUGCUUCAUUCAGUUUUUUCUUUUCCUGCUCUGGUGUUGAUUAAUCACUCUCCUCCUCCUCCGACAGGGCUCCUUCCUCUGCGACUGGAUCUUGCUGACCUUCAUGAACAAGAACGAAGUCUACAGUGCCCGGAAGUUUGACCAGGUAGCGGGGAGGGUGCCCCUGAAUGGAUGGAACAGAUGGGGCUCAGGCCAUCCGUGAUCCUAGACCCAAAAUGCCCGUGCUCUGUGACAAAUUCCCUGGGGAGCUCUGCCAACCCUGGGCCAGUCGAGAGGGGCAGGAGUUCUCAAAAAGCACCCCUCCCACCUUGGCAGAAAUGGGGCUCUUGUUGGCCAAGCGACAUUCAACGAUGGGCUAUCAAAAGGCACCCAAAUGUUGCUCAGUGCACAGAGGAAAGAGCCCUGGAGGCUGGUCCAUUAGAAGGGAAAUGAGGCACUGCCUCACCAACCUCAGUCCGGUCUCAGCCAGCCCCACGACCUGCCUGCCUCCUUUCUUACAACCAGUCUGGUGUCUCUGCCUGCCAUUGGUUCCACUUCCUGUAUUGCAAGGGGUUGGACGAGAUGAUACUUCAGGUCCCUUCCAACUCUAUAAUUCUGAUUAAAAAACCCCCACCUAUUUAUAUUGCACCCCUCCCUGCGCCAAAGAGCCCCAAGGCCUUUUUCAUCGUUUGUGCUAAGAGUCCUCCAUGCACCUAAAAUGGAACAGUCUGUUCCAUCAUCUCGCUUUCCUGCGAGUGUAGGUCAGGCAGAACCAUUGAGGGGGUGGGGUGAGCAAAGCAGUGCUUUACCCACCUCCCUGCCGACCAGUCUCUAGGUGGCCUCUGGCUGGGUUGGGACUCUGAUCAGUCUUGCAACUUUUAUAAGAAAAAACUGCUCCUUUUCUCUUAUGGGGUAUCCAAAAGCCUGUAUAGAGUCCUCAAGUGGGUUCCCUAUCGGUAGGAGAAAAUAACAGAGGCCAACUAGAGAAUAUUGAGAAGCAAAGCGGCUAGUAAGCCUGAUCUUUCUUAAACUGUUGCAACAGGGUCCCCACUCACCACACGCAGGAGGGAGAACCCUGAAUGAUGGUGCGCAAGCCCUUAUAUAUACCGUAUUUUUUGCUCUAUAAGACACACUUUUCCCCUCCUAGCCCAAGACCCCCCCCCCUAAAAAAACACAUCAUACAUACAUCACAGAAGGCAGCGGUCUACAACAGAAAUCCUGUCUGCCAGGAUACCUGAUAAUGGUCACUGAUUGCAUUACCUGGGCAGUCUGGCCAUUCUUUUGUGAUGGUUAAUACUUUAGUUUCCGAGUUCCAGGUCACAGGCUCACCCUACUCAUACACCAAUACGCUCUUAAGACAGGAUUUAUAACUGAAAAGACAAUUGGAAGGGUUUCCCCAUUUCCUUCCUCCUUGCAGAGGAAUAUUUGAGGUCACCGGGAGAGUCAACAUGGCUUCAGGAUUGCUCUCCUGUACUAUUUCAGACACGUGGUUUAUAUACUUCUGUAUGUGUUCGCCUUGUACAUUUAUGAACAUUUAAUUUAUAUUUGAGGCCUUAGGAUUCUUGUAACACUACUAAUGGCUUGUUCCUUCUCCCACAUCCGGCCAGAUGCCCAAGCUCCAAGAGGGAACUCCGACGACGGACUGCAGUAUCACCGAUUCCUGCACUCAAGCCUCCUCGCCCGCAGACUCCAAAGCGCCCAUCCAUCUCUGAGGGUUCAGGAGCUACUUUCCUGUCCCGUUUUCUCAGGAUGGUCUUCUCUGCAUCUGAUAAAAGGCAGCUUCAUUCUCCUGUGGCCCCUGGCACAAUAAAUCGAGUCGGUCCUGAAGGUGUCGGGAGAGGAGUCUCAUUUUGACCACAAGACCAGUGGAAUUCGUUCUUCUCAGGGUACAAAAACAGCCCUACGAAAUUCCUGAUAGAAUGGGAGGAGCAGGGAGGAACUGAGCCAUUGCAGACCUACAACCUGCCAGACCUGGCUAUAUCCCGGGCAAAGGAAGGACAGCGUUGCUGGAUCAGACCAAAGGCGUAUCUAAUCCAGCAUCAUGUUCUCAACAGUGGUCAACCCAAAGCCUCUUUUGGGAAGCCCACAAGCAGUGCCUGAGUGCAACAGGGCUCUCCUCACCUGUUGUUCUCAGUAGUUGGUACACAAAGGCCCACUGCCUCCGUCUACCAACAUAGCAUGAUCUUCCUUGCCUGGAACUCUAAAGAGCUGCUGCCAGUCAGUGUAAGAGACCCCUGGCCAUUAAGUCCAGUCGUGGCCGACUCUGGGAUUGCGGCGCUCAUCUCGAUUUAUUGGCCGAGGGAGCCGGCAUACAGCUUCUGGGUUAUGUGGCCAGCAUGACUAAGCCGCUUCUGGCGAACCAGAGCAGCACACGGAAACACCGUUUACCUUCCCACCGGAGUGGUACCUAUUUAUCUACUUGCACUUGGAUGUGCUUUCGAACUGCUAGGUUGGCAGGAGCAGGGACCGAGCAACGGGAGCUCACCCCAUCGCGGGGAUUCGAACUGCCAACCUUCUGAUCGGCAAGUCCUAGGCUCUGUGGUUUAACCCACAGUGCCACCCGCGUCCCACCAGUCAGUGUAAACAAGAUUAAGUUAGACAGACCACUAGUCUGACGCAGCCUGUUCUUGUAUGAUUGAAUCCUACCUGAUAAUACCCUUUGUUUUAAAACUGGGCUCAAAACCAGCUAAGCGGAGUCUUCCUUCUCUUGUUUUUGCAGCGCCCCCUCCUCCACAAACGUCCCGGCUUCUGCCAUCAAAACUCACUUCCUCUGUUCCAUUUGGGAAUUGGAAAUGAAUACGUCAUAUAUCAAGCCCACCAGCCGCUUCGCUCGACGGCAGGCGUUUGACCUAGCUAAGUGCUCACAGAGAAGCGCUAAGUCAAUUAGAAAACCAUUCAGAGGUAAUUGAGCCAGCUCGGGGGAAGAUAUUUCUCCCCCUAAUCAGAUUGCCCACCUCUUCUGUUCCCAGAGCAAAUCCCAACACAUUAUAGGCUCCCCUCAACCCCAUUAAGGAGAGAACAGCAGCUGACAAUAAUUCUCCGGUUCCCUCCGCUCCCCUCCCAGCAAAUAUAAAAAAUUCAGUAUCUUUGUGGGGGGGGGGAGUGUGAUGUUAUUCCAGAGGCAGCAAGUGGGCAUUGCAAGACCCCUGGAAAAGCAGCAGCAGGCAGGCUCUCUGGGAACAAAUUUCAGAAGAGGGGGAGAGUCCUUUUGGGCUUGGGGUCCUGCUUGUGAGUUUCAUUUUUAAAACUAUUUUUAUCGAAAGUUUUCAACAUAUGAGACAAUAAAAACCAAGCAACUAUAAAAAAGGAAUAUAAACCCCCUCCUCUCAACUGCAUCAUAUCCUUUAUCCAUAGUCAUACAUGGGAUCUCAAAUGCCUUGGCUCUCGAACAAAUUGGCUCCUGAACGAUCGAAACCCAGAAGUGAGUGUUCCAGUUUUUGAAUGAUUUUCAGAAGCCGAACAUCCGGCACGGCCUCCGAUCGGCUGCAGGACACUCCUUGGUUUUCGAACGGUUCCGGGAGUUGAACCGACUCCUGGAAUGCAUUCUGUUCGAGAACCAAGAUACAACCGACUACAGAAAAGUAGACCUUUUCAGAUCUCACCUGGGAGUUUCUUUCUAUCCUGUUGCUCAAACACAGAGCCCACCUGUCUGAGCUUUCUUUGCAUGUCCUCGUCAAUCCAAAACAGAGGACUGUUAAAAUUAAAGAUAAAAAAGAAACAAUGCAGAAAAAGAGAGAAAUAAAAGAUACAGAAGAGAGAGAGGGAGAGAAAGGAAAGAGAGAGGGAGAGAAAGGAAAGAGAGAGGGAGAGAGAAAGAUACUUCCACCUCUCUAUCUUCCAAUUAUAUAUAUUACAAUUACUCAAAUUAUUUAGUCCAUACACUCCAGGGUAGUUCCUUGUUGCGCAUAAUACCCAGUUUUUCUCCUAAAUGGCAUUUUCUCAAAUUUUUCAUCCUAGGCCUCCAGAAAAUCACUUUUGUCACUCAGCCAGCCCAAUAUAACUUUUCUUGCCAUAAUGAGCACCUGGUUGGCCAUUGUGAGAAUGGGAUGCUGGACCAGAUGGAGCACCGGCCUGAUCCAGCAGAGCUCUCCUUAUGCCCUGAAGGCGAUGGAAACAUACUUGCCGGACUUUUCCCCCUGAGGAAGAAGUCCCUUGGCAUCCUCUCCGCAGGUACCCAAAAGGAGACUGCGGGCGAAGAUUUUCCCCUCCACACCGAGUAA